AAGGCCUUGGAAAGGAUUCCUGCCCACUGACUCACCAGAGAAAAAAAAACCACGGACCCUGAAAGCAGCUGAAGCUAAAACUCUUCUGGCCCGCCACAAGACUCGUAGCCACUUGGAGUUUACAGGAGUUCUGUUACAUCCAUUCUCAGAACGCUAAAUUCCGAAAUGCAGCGUGUCUUGGUUUAUGUGUAUUCCCUGUUGGUGUGCAGCUUGUUGUUGGAUUGUUGUCGCUCGGCCCCAGUUGACUGUCAACAGGAACAAGAACGACUAAGGGCUCAGGUGAAAGCUCUGGAGCUUCGGAUCAAACAGCAGCAACUGCAGAUUGAACGCAUCUUAAAGGAAAGGGAAAAUGUUCAUGACACUGGUGCUUCUGAAGUUGAUGAAACUGUUAAUGAACUGGGAGGAAGAAAACUCUUUGCAGAUUGUGCAGAGAUCUACAACAGUGGAAAUAGGAGGAGUAGAUUUUACAGAAUUCAGCCAUUGGCAUCUCCCACAAGCUUCAUCGUAUACUGUGACAUGACAGAUGGUGGUGGCUGGACUGUCAUCCAGAGACGGACUGAUGGCACUGAAAACUUUGACAGAGCCUGGUCUGAUUACAAGCAAGGUUUCGGAAACUUCCAAAAUCUCAAUGGAGAAUAUUGGAUUGGAAAUGAUAACUUGAAUUAUCUUACGUCACAGGGAGACUAUACUGUGAAAUUUGAUCUCUCUGACUGGGAUGGUGGAAAACAAUACGCCCAGUAUAGAAGUUUCAGAGUUCAAAAUGAGCAGAAUUUAUACCAGUUAAGCUUUGGUGAGUAUUCAGGAACUGCAGGAGACUCACUGAGUGGUACUUAUCAUCCAGAGGUUGCAUGGUGGGCCAAUCACAAUGGUAUGAGGUUCAGCACAAAAGACAGGGACAAUGACCGUUAUGAGGGCAACUGCGCAAAAGAAGAUAAUGGUGGAUGGUGGUUUAACAGAUGUCACUCUGUCAACCUGAAUGGGCGUUAUUACAACAGAGGACCUUUUACUUCAAAGACAGAUGAUGGAAUUGUUUGGUAUACCUGGCAUGGAUGGUGGUAUUCCCUAAAAUCCACAGUGAUGAAGAUUAGACCUUCUGAAUUUGUACCAAGCACAGAAUGAGUGUUCUAAUCUUUCAUAAAAUUAGCUUAAAUGUGUAUUACUGUACUACAAUGCGUUCUCUAAGCAGCAGUAUCCCAUUGUACAGAAUUGUAAUCCCUCACUGUACUGCACAAUUGUUCCUCUGCCAAGUUUCUGGAAUGAAUAAUGAUAAUAAAUAAUGCAUUCUUUUGCUCUUUUCCAUUAAAA
Molecule: messenger RNA, 1305 nt
Organism: Carcharodon carcharias (great white shark)
Lineage: Eukaryota; Metazoa; Chordata; Chondrichthyes; Lamniformes; Lamnidae
Gene: fgl1
Product: fibrinogen-like 1
Exons: 8
Coding region: 166-1119 (317 amino acids)
Biological process (GO): negative regulation of T cell activation; regulation of immune response
Source: RefSeq, a predicted model, not a curated record